UACCAUGCACAUCUGAUCCAUUAUAUAGUUUCUACAUGCGAGCAAGAUCAGUUAACUCCGAUCAUGGCGACUCCCGGCUUCGGCGUAAGUUUCCCAUCCCCGCGGUCCUCUGGGUCGUCGUCCUCCUCCUCCUCUGCCGCAUCAUCGUCGUCCUCUUCGUCGUCAUCCUCCUCCUCCUCCUCCUCGGCAUCAUCAUCAUCAUCUUCGUCGUCAUCAUCCUCAUCUUCGUCAUCGUCGUCGUCCUCAUCUUCGUCGUCGAACUCGACGUCGUGGUCGUGGUCGUCAACGCCGAGUGUCACGGUUCUAGAAAAUGCGUUCAAAGCGCAGCGACUGUUGAGCGAAAGCAUCACCUGCGGCGUCAUGCUACUGAUCUCGCUCACCUUCUUCAUAGCCGCCACCAAGAACCGGCUUUGGCACUCCAACCCGACCAUCGAGAAAACGCACAAAUACCUUCUCGCUCAGAUGCUCGGGCCGCUCAUGAACAUAGCCACCUUCUACCUUCUCUCCAAGCCCUUGGAGAAGAUCUACGUGGUGUGGGGGGCCAUCCUGAUGAUCGCCCAGGGCACCCUCUUCUGCAUCGCCGAAGCAUGCACCCUCAACGACUCCAACUCCGUCAAGCUGCUCUUCAUCGGCAUGCUCACCUACAAUCUGGUGGACGUGACCAGCGACAUCCCCCAAAUUAACGGCCGCACCUCACGGGGCUUCGUCAUCAACCUGUGGGUCAUUUGGGGGUUGAUCAUACUGAAGGCGGCGGAGAGGUUCUUCAGCUUUGAGGCCGCCAAGCGCACCUACGGGGCGGAUUCCAUCUACUCCGUCUCCAACUAUCUGCGAUAUCAGGACGAUCAGCCGCCGAUGAUGAGUGAUGCCGCUGAUACGGUUUACAAGCAAGGCCAUAAAUACAUCGUCAGCGGAGAAGACAGGAUUUUGUUUCGGAUGGAGCUGAAGGAGGAGAAUAAGAUGCAGAUGGUGCCUUAUAAUAAGGUUUCGAUCGAUAAUAAAGUGAUCACGUUGGACAAGUUGUGGGACUGCCAAGGCGACCUGCUCAGGCACCAAAUGGACCUCGAUGGCCGAUUCAAAGACAUAUGCCUCUCCUUCGCCUUGAUGAAGCUGCUCAGAAGAAGGUUUCUUGAUAAUCCUAAUGAAGAAUUAAUCAAAGAAUCUAAGGCAUCGAUCUUACAAGACCUCAUGAUCAAGUCGAAGGAUGACAAGAGCAGGGUGUUUCGCGUGAUCAAGACAGAGUUGGGGUUCUUAGAAGACUUCUUCUUCUCCAAGUACCCAAUUGUCUUCGGUUAUGGACUCCCCAUCUGCAACUACCUCCUGUCUCUAUUGCUAAUGGCCGCCACCGGCUGGAUCAUCGUCUCCACUGCUUCUCUCUGCCAAAAGAACAGUGAUUUUUACAUCACCUAUGUCCUCGUAGCCAUGAUCCUCAUCAUGGAGAUCACUGAAAUAACCACCUACGUCCUCUCCGACUGGACCAAGGUGUCCUUGCUGAUCAUCUACGUGCAGUUUCCAUGGCUACAGCAAUCGUACUUAGUCAACACGGCGCUCAAAUUUUUCUUCAGGACAAAGAUCUUGCAGCCCGUGCGAGAGAAGGUUGGCCAAUUUUCGCUCCUCAGACAUUAUCAGCACUUCCCCAUCCAGGCUAGGCCAUGCAGACCGACCCAUGCACCCAUCAAAGUGCCCGAGGCAGUCAAGGCGACGAUCGUGGACUGUCUUAGACUAAGCAAAGUCGAGAGUCAAACUGUGCAGGUCUCCAACGGUGAAAAGUCACUGGAACGAAAUGGCAAGAAAAAAGAGCUAGGUUGGGCCUGCGAGCUCCCCACUAGCACUCACACUAUUCUGGUGUGGCACAUCGCUACUUGCUACUGUGAAACAAAAAAAACAUCGCAGACUCGUGAACCUUCUUCGCCAACAUCAACUUAUAAGGAGGUCGCCACCACGCUAUCAAAUUAUUGUGCACACCUAGUGGUGUAUGCGCCGGACCUGCUGCCGGAUCGCGGCAACGAAGCGAAGCUCAUUUUUGAUGAGAUGAUUACUGAAACGGACGCGGUGUUGAAGGGCGCCGAAGACGAAAAUGAGAUGUGGAAGAAGAUGAUAUGGAAGGGGGCGGACGAAGAAUCAAAUAGUAAAACAGCAGCAAGAAAGGGAGCAGAGCUGGGGAAGCAGCUGGUGGAUGAAAUUAAGAAAGAGGAGGAGAUAUGGAAAGUGCUGAGUGAGUUUUGGGCAGAGUACAUCCUGUACCUUGCUUCAUCCAACAAUGUUCAGGCUCACAAAGAACAUCUUGCUUCCGGAGGGGAGUUCAUUACGCAUCUCUGGGUUCUUCUGUACCAUGUCGGCAUUCUUGAGCGACCGGAAAAAGCUCCGAAUACUGAACAACCGGCAGAUCAAAAGGCUCCAAAUACUCAACCACCAGAUCAAAAGGCUCCGAAUAUUGAACAACCAGAAAAAGAUCCAAAUACUGAUCAGGGACCAGAAAAGGAUCCAAAUCAGUAUACUGAACAACCAGAAACUUAAAUCUCCAAUUAAGUGCAUAACCAUGCAUGCAUCAUGCGUCAGAGUUUGUGUUAAUUGUGUUGCUCCAAUCUCCAGUACUCCAUAAGUAUUAAUUAUUUGUCGCAUCUUAAUUAUAUAUAUCACCUGGCUGGCUUGUGAUGUAAUAUUUGUGGAACAUUAAUAAUUUCAUCUCUGGCUUGUCGCA
Messenger RNA from Zingiber officinale, 2698 nucleotides. RefSeq lists its product as uncharacterized. The record is from RefSeq and is a predicted model, not a curated record. Lineage: Eukaryota; Viridiplantae; Streptophyta; Magnoliopsida; Zingiberales; Zingiberaceae. The coding region runs from base 64 to 2514 and encodes 816 amino acids. The transcript is spliced from 2 exons.